Phasianus colchicus (ring-necked pheasant) is the source of this 2700-nucleotide messenger RNA. RefSeq names its product phosphoribosyl pyrophosphate synthetase associated protein 1 (gene PRPSAP1). Gene Ontology annotation, biological process: purine nucleotide biosynthetic process; 5-phosphoribose 1-diphosphate biosynthetic process. NCBI's taxonomy places the organism in Eukaryota, Metazoa, Chordata, Aves, Galliformes, Phasianidae. Gene Ontology annotation, molecular function: ATP binding; ribose phosphate diphosphokinase activity; magnesium ion binding. The record is from RefSeq and is a predicted model, not a curated record. Gene Ontology annotation, cellular component: ribose phosphate diphosphokinase complex; cytoplasm.
CCGUUCGAGCCGUAGUAGCGAAUACCCCUCGCACCGUUGUGGGGGCAAAGCGCGGCAGCGGUGCCCUCACCCAAGAUGGCGGCGGGCCGGGGGCGGGCUCUCCCUCAGUCCCUCUCCCCCUCUCUCUCAAUGCCCGCGCAGAAAAUGGCGGCAGAGCGGAGCGGGACCCCGCGCACAGCGCCCCCCGGCCGCCCCCCGGCCGCCCCUCAGCCCGCAGCAUGAGCCGCGCGGUGCGGAUAGCCCGCUUGGCGCCGCGGGGCGGCAGGCCGGCUUCUCUCCUCCUCCUUCCCACCCCUCGGGGGGCGGCGAUAGCGGCGGGGAGGAAGAAAAGGAUGCCACGGAAGCCGCCGUUGCCUUACAAAUCUGUUUUUCCUCCUUUCCGAGCUGCCAAGGGGCUGCAUGACGCCGCGGCGAUGAACGCGGCCAGGAGCGGCUAUCGGGUUUUCUCGGCUAAUUCCACGGCGGCCUGCACCGAGCUGGCCAAGCGCAUCACCGAGCGUCUUGGUGCUGAGUUGGGGAAAUCUGUAGUGUACCAGGAAACCAAUGGAGAAACAAGAGUUGAAAUAAAAGAAUCUGUCCGGGGACAGGACAUCUUCAUUAUACAGACAAUCCCCAGGGAUGUAAAUACUGCUGUGAUGGAGCUGCUGAUAAUGGCUUAUGCACUGAAGACUUCCUGUGCCAGGAACAUCAUUGGAGUCAUCCCCUACUUCCCCUACAGCAAACAGAGCAAAAUGAGGAAGAGAGGCUCCAUCGUCUGCAAGCUGCUGGCAUCCAUGCUUGCCAAGGCAGGUUUAACACACAUUAUCACUAUGGAUCUUCAUCAAAAGGAAAUUCAAGGCUUCUUCAGCUUCCCUGUAGACAACCUGAGAGCAUCCCCUUUCUUGAUUCAGUACAUACAGGAAGAAAUUCCAGAUUAUAGAAACGCAGUUAUUGUGGCCAAGUCUCCUGAUGCAGCUAAAAGGGCUCAGUCUUAUGCUGAGAGGCUGCGGCUGGGGCUGGCAGUGAUCCACGGGGAGGCUCAGUGCACAGAGCAAGACAUGGAUGAUGGACGUCACUCCCCUCCCAUGGUCAAAAAUGCAACUGUGCAUCCUGGUCUGGAGCUGCCAUUGAUGAUGGCCAAGGAGAAACCACCAAUAACUGUGGUUGGAGAUGUUGGAGGAAGAAUUGCCAUCAUUGUGGAUGACAUCAUUGAUGAUGUGGAAAGCUUUGUAGCUGCUGCAGAGAUCCUGAAAGAGCGUGGAGCCUACAAGAUCUUUGUGAUGGCCACUCAUGGGCUCCUGUCUGCAGAUGCACCCCGUCUCAUAGAGGAAUCUUCCAUUGAUGAGGUGGUGGUGACCAACACAGUUCCUCAUGAGGUACAGAAGCUGCAGUGCCCCAAGAUAAAGACUGUGGAUAUCAGCUUGAUUCUCUCUGAAGCCAUCCGACGAAUCCACAACGGGGAGUCCAUGGCCUAUCUCUUCCGCAACAUCACUGUUGAUGACUAGACCUGACCCUGCCCCUGUCCUGGCUUCCACAGGAGAAGGAAAAAUGCAUGAAAAGGCAAUACCAUAAAUUAUAGGCAUAACACAACCGUUUAUUCUUGUAGGAAGGGUGAGAGUUCUCAGGGUCUUGAGCCAUGAGAUCCAAUAGAAAAAGAUCAACCUGACCAGCACUUUACAGUUGAACAGAAAAGGCCACUGGCAGUGGGGAGGGUUUACAACUUAGAGAGAAAUGGAGAAAUGAGGAAGGUUUGAAUUUUUAAACUCCUUUUUUUUUUUAAUUUUUUUUAGCGUUAUCUCUUGCUCUGAAGGGUGGGGGGGAGAAGAAAAGUGAGAAAAGAAUAGCUGUCAGUUUCUGAGAAAGGAAUAGAGAGCACUCGUUGCUGCAAGAGGAAGCAACAUUUGGGUUUCUGUUUCUGACUGUGGCUUGCCUGAGAAAGCACAGAAAGGAACAUACUGAGGCUGCUGGGCUGCACCACUCACUGCUGGCAGAGCAGAGUGCCAGCUGAGCACCCUCUGAUCUCUUGCAUGGCAUACUGAGUGCUUUGAUCAGAUCCAAGUUAACAGAACAGCCAGAAAGGGCAGCUCAGGUCAUAUCACUGCAGGGCUGCUCGGGUCCCUGUGACUGGGCACUGGGAACAAACUCACACGUACCUCCCAGCAGGGCAAGGGGUGCUGGGCCAUUUCAUUUUGUGAGCCUUGGGUCAUUAUUGUGCUUCAGUGGAAAGUCAUGUGAGGCUGUGGGUCAUCACUUGAACACUUGUCUGCACUGCAAAACCAGGCAUGAUUCCUGGAGCUGCCUGAAGUUACUGAAUGAGGGCAGAAUCUUCUCGGGGAGGGGGUUGGAACAGCAUCUGCCUCCAGCACAGCUGAGCUCUCUGAAACAAUAACACUCAACCUGCAAUAAAAAGCAUAGGAUUUCUCAUUUUUUGGUGUGUGCAGUGACCCCUUUGCCCUCUGAACAGCUGCUGUGUCUGAACCAUGAGGCUUUUGCUGUAAGUAGGCUCUCUCAGCAGCUUCUAGCCUUCUUCCAUAGGGAAGCAGGACUUGCUACUGGCUCCUUUCUUGAGUGACACAAAUCCUUGGCUGGAGGGGAUGCUGGAGAAAGCAGUGUGCUGUGCUUGUGGAGAGCUUCGUCUCCACGUUGAUACAAGGAUAAAUUCCCAAACUGUGAUCUUCCCCCUUAAUGAGGCAAAUAAACGUGCUCCCAUGAAACCUGUAA